GUAAUCUGGGUUCGGACUCGGAUCCUAUACGGUGUUACGAACAUAAUCUCGUGCUAAUUUUGUUAUCAAAAGACCGAGAAUAAUCCACUUCUAUGCUGGAUAAUUAUAAAGGCGAUACGAAUAAUGAAGAACGCAGUUGCGUCUCUCAUUGCGACUGGGGCAAUUUAGAGGAUCCAGUCCACCAGCUGGCUGACAUACCUCCAAGAUUGCAGAGCGGCAGAAGCAUGCAGCUGCCACUCUGGAUCCAAAAUAUUGCUAUUUGCAUGAUUAACACAGACUUCUCAAAAUACAUGGACACCAGAGACACCGAUGUUCAUGUGAACCACUGCCAGACAAUGUUACAGUUCAGAAAUCAUGCAACAACCAACCUGCAUGAUGAUGUGCUUAAGAAGCCUCACAACCUUGGCUUGCUGCGAAGACCAGGCCUCCAGUCCUCUGCAUUGCCUGAUCCCGGUGCCUGGGAGAGGGGACGUUGGAGCUGCCCAUUGAAAGUAGAAGUGCAGCAAGCAGGCAGGUGUCCAUACUAGGCUAAAAACAAACCCUAGCCAGCUGGCUCUCCCAUCCAUUAUUCUAUCAAAUGUUUCCUCACUAGACAAUAAACUGGACUACAUCUGACUCUGCUUCUAGUUACUGUUCAUCGUUAGUACUGUUCAUCUAGUUACUGUUCAUCGUUAGCGUUAGUAGAGUUCAUGACUGUAGUGAAGUUAUUUACUUCGGGAAUUCACUACUGUUUUCAUUAUCGGAGUGUACACUCCCCCCAGCGCUAAUGCUAAGGAGGCACUAAGUGAACGCUAUGGGGCUAUUAGAGAUCUGCAGAAUGCUUACCCUGUUUAUUAUCGCUGGAGACUUCAACCAUGCAAAUCUCAAAUCAGUGCUCCCUAAAUUCCAUCAACAUGUGGACUAUGCAACAAGAGGGCUAAACACAGUGGAUCUUGAUUGUACUAACAUCCCCGGUGCCUACUGUGCGGAGCUUCGCCCCGACCUCAGCUACUCAGACAACAUCUCUGUUAUGCUAAUUCCAGCAUACAAACUGCACAAUUCAGGGAGGCUGCAAUGAAUGGUGACCCAAUCAACUUGGAGGAGUACACUGAAUCAGAGGCUAAAUUGGCAAGUGCAGUAAUGACGUGACUGUUUCCAAGACCAUCACCACAUGCUCCAACCAGAAGCUGUGGAUGACCACAAAAGUAUGUGCGCUACUGAAGUCUAUAGACAAGAUGGCAUUAAGAACAGCAAGGCCCAAACUGUCCUGAGCCAUCAGAGAGACCAGCGAAGCAUGCACAUGCCCAGAGAAUCCACGGCCACUUCCAGGACAGCGGAGACACCCAGCGCAUGUGACAGGACAUCACCUGCCUGUUACCGUGGUGCCUCCCUCCCGGACGCACUAAACAGCUUUUACGCUCAGUUUGAGGUGUGGAACAACAUAGCGGAAAGAAAGACCAUCCCUCCUUUCAAUGACCAGAUGCUCUGUCUAUCCACGUCUGAUGUAAAGGGAACUCUAUGCAGAGUUAACCCACGGACGUUUGCUGGACCAGACAACAUUCCUGGCAGAGCGCUAAGGGAAUAUGCAGAACAGCUUGUGGAUGUCUUUACUUGCCUGAGUAGGGCUGCUGUUCCUACAACAAUGACCAUCGUCCCCAUGCCGAAGAAGUCUACAGUAUCCUGCCUCAAUCUGAACAUCGUCCCAUGUGUAUCGUCCAAAACACUCCACAGACGAUGCAAUCUCCACAACCCUCCAUCUGGCCCUCACCCCCCUGGACAAUAUAUACAUAUACAUAUAUACGAAUGCUGUUCAUAGACUUCAGUUCAGCAUUCAAUACAAUCAUCCCUCAGCACUUAAUUGACAAGCUGAGCCUGUUGGGCCUGAACACCUCCCUCUGCAACUGGAUCCUGGACUUCUUGACUGGGAGACCUCAGUGAGCCUGGAUGGGGAACAGCAUCUCCAGCACCACCACACUAAACACUGGGGCCCCUCAGGGGUGUGUGCUCAACCCACUGUUUACUGACGACACUGCUGACUCAUGGCUCAAACCAUAUCAUCAAGUUCACACGACCGUGGUGGGUCUCCUCAGCAAGAACGAUGAGUCAGCAUAUUGAGAUGAGUUGCAACAACUAGCAGCCUGGUGUAGAGGCAGCAACCUGUCUCUGAACAUUGACAAAACUAAAGAGAUGGUUGUUGACCAUGGUUGUAGUGGCCAUUCUUCACUGUACAUCAACGGAUCCUCUGUGGAGAUUGUCAAGAGCACCAAAUUCCUUUUUGUUCAUCUGGCGGAGAACUUCAGCUUGUCACUCAACACCAGCUCCAUCAGUAAGAUGGCUUUCAGCAAUGUCUCUACUUCCUACGAAGGCUGAGGAAAGCCCAUCCCCCUUACUCCAUCCCGACCAUGUUCUACAGAGAAACAAUUGAGAGCAUCCUGAGCAGCUGCAUCACUGCCUGGUUUGGGAAUUGCACCUCAGAUCUCAAGACCCUACAGCAGAUAGUGACACUCUUUUCACCCUCCUGCCAUCUGGAAAGAGGUACUGAAGCAUUUGGGCCCUCUUCCCUUAUGCCAUCAGACUCCUUAAUAAUACCCAGAACUGAACUGUACUGAACACACACACACACACACCCACAUCACUCACUCACUCACUCAUUCAACUGUGUAAACUGAUCUGUUCCAAACCCGAAACUCAAACACAUACUCAAUUCAAUUAAAUUCAUUAUUCAUACAUGUCUAUAAUUCCAUGUAUAUUAGAACUGUUUACAUGUUGUUUACUCAGUUGCUGCUGUUGCUGUUUUUGCACACAUUUCAAACUGCCACCAACUGCUGCUAUACAUGCUAUAAAUUAUAUUAUAAAUUAUAAAACUAUUAACUAAUAAUAAUGUCAUAUAUUUGUAGUUAUAGGUAUAUUUUGUGUAAGUUUGACUGAGACCACAGUAAUUAGAGAUGUGUGAUGCGUGUCAUGUAUUGUGUGUUGAGACAAAUAGAGUUGAAGAAAAGGAUAUUUUAUUGGAAGAGCAGGCAGAAAAAUCCCAACAUAAUUCAAUCAGAACAGGAAAGAAGGGGUUAGGCAAUAAGCAAACAACAAUAACAGGACAAUCCAAAACAAAGAAAACCAGAAACCAGAACAAGAGUAAAACCAGGAGGUAGCAACACAGCAGGAAAUCACUUGGCAAAGUCAUGUGCCAAUCACAGAAACACAAGGGUUUAAAUACAUGAAAUAAUCAAGGGGAAACAUAGGUGGAGAUAAGACAUGAAUCAAACAACAACAUACAUGGCCAUGUAAACAAAACACAAACAUGUGACAUAUCCACAACAACUUCUGUUCACUUCUCUUCACCUGUUCAUCCUCCCUGACUAGUGGAGACUUUACUUUACUUUACUGUUUUACAACAAAUAGAUUAAGAACAUCUGCCAGACUUCUACCCUGACUACCCUUCCAUUGCACAACCAGGAUUCCUCUUCUCCUUCACUGUAACAUUUUUCAACCACAACAACAAAAGAGAUUCUACAUAUCAUCCUGUCCUGCAAUCAUACCACCUGCCCCCUGGAUCCUAUCUUUUCCACAGUACUCCAGACCAUCGCUCAAGACCUCCUGCCCUUCAUCACUAGACUCUUCAAUGUUUCCAUAAAAUCUGUUCAUGUACCAAAUACCCUCAAGAGAGCAAGUCUUAAUCCCCUCCUGAAAAACCCUGCUCUGGAUCCAUCAGACAUCUGCAACUACAAACUGGUAUCACUUCUCACUUGAACGCACUGUUUUCAACUAUCUCUCUAUCUCCCACAGAACAAACUCCAAGAUCCCAACCAGGCUGGUUUCAGAGCAACACAUUCCACAGAGAUUGCCCUUUCGUCUGUCACAGACACUACAUGCUGCUAAAUCAGCCAAACUGUUAUCCGUCCUCAUGUUCCUCGACCUUUCAUCAGUGUUUAAACACUGAACCACAAGACUCACUUGCCCAACCUCAAGAGUCUUGGAAUUCAUGGAACAGCAUCUUAAUGGUUUGCUUCCUGCUUGGAUGGUUGCCUAUAUAUGGUAAAAUGGAAAGUACUCACAUUUGCUCCACACAGACUCUGCACUGGUGUCCCACAAGGCUCAGUACUCGGUCGUCUUUUUUUCUUCCUCUGUAGUCACUCUCUUGGUGAAGUCAUAUCCUCACAUGGGUUCUCCUACCACUGCUAUUCAGAUGAUACUCAACUCACAAUUUGACCUACCUCUUCCUUAAAUACCUAAAUUAACACUUGUUUUUAUUUUUAUUUAAUUUUUGUCUAUUUGCAAUCUUAUCAGAGUUUUAUGGUAUGCUUAGUCUGUGAUCUAGCAAACCAGCAUUGAUGUAUUAAUUGACAGAGACUUGAAAGCACUUUUGUAUAUCUCUCUGGAUAAGAGCAUCUGUAAAAUGCUGUAAAUGCAAACCUGGAAAUACAUGCUGUAACACUACAGACUGUUUACAGCCACUGAGUUCUGCAUGCAGCAAGGGGGAAAUCACAAACAGUACAAAUACUUGUACUGCCCCUCUGGGCAAAAUGUCCAUGCAAAACUCAAGGUCCUAAGCAGGCAUUGUCUGCCAUGUUGACUUCUUCCUGUGGAACUAUUAAGCAGACCAAGGGCAUCUUGGUAAGAUGCAGGCAAUUAGUUGGUGACAGGCUUGCCAGGGUUAGUUGAUAAGGCUGAGACAGGCUUGUUGAGGUCAGGUGUCAGUAACCAUCUUGGGAGGCCAUGCUCAUGGUACCUGAUGAAUGGCCAAGUGGAUUCUGCUUCCAGACUGGCUUCUCCUGAAAAUUUGAAGUCAGACUUCCUGUAGAUAACUAUCAUAAAGCACAAUAGGAACUAUAAAUACUGCCACACUUCCUAGGCCUAUGGUUUCCAUGGCAACCAGUUCUAUUGUACUAUUAGUAUUUUAUAACAGAUGUCUCAUAUAUUUUUGUACUUUUCAUGGAAAAUGUUUAUGUAGCUUAAUAGAGAAUUGGCACGAUUGAAUGUUACAUCUACACUUGAUUGGCAAAUGCUAUUAGCGCUCUGCAGAUGUUCCAAAGUAAUUGCUUAACUAGCAGCCAGCAUAACAAACAAGAGAUGACUGGGAACAUAUUGGCUUUCAGGAAGCACUUGGGGCCCAGUCUAAUGCAUGUGGCAUAACUCGUGACCAUUGGUUUGUGUAUUUGUGUGAAUCCUCUUUGUUUACUUCUGUGAAUCUUCAUUGUUUACACAGUUGCUGUGUCAUCGCUCUUUACCACUGGUAAGUCCUCCAGUCACAUAUUAUAUUCAGGUUUAUGUGGAACUGUCUGAUUUUUUUAGCCAGUUUCAAAGAAACAAAUGAAAGCAAAAUGACCAUGAAUCAGAGGUAAUCUGUUUUGAUAAUAUUUUGAUUUGAUUCUUAUUACUUGUAUUUCAAAAUAUUUUUAAAAUUUGAGAAUUAAUAUUUUGUUUGUGAAAAGGGUGUGCACACACUUGCUACCAUUUUUUCCCAUUUUUUGUUGAACUUGUUGAUAUGUCAUAUUACAGGUGGAAUAAGAUCUCAUAAGAUUAAUCUUAUUUUGGCACAGCAAAAAAUAAAACGCAUCAAAACAGGGGUGUGUAGACUUUUGUAUAUACUAAAUCUAUAUAUGCUGAAAUGAUUUUCCCUCAGUUCAAGGUCAGAGUGAUGGUGGUAAUGUGGUCAUGGUCAUGUACAAUAUCAGCGCCUCCCAGGGGUCUAAAGCAGUGUUACAGUGCCAUAGCCAGCGAAUGGUAUGGACCCAAGACCAACUGAAGGACCGUCUACGUGUGGUGCACUGGGAUCUGCUCCGGAGUACCCCAAAUUAUGCCAUGGAGCGUGUCUUGGACAUGUUCUCAGCUGGGGAUCAGCGUGUUUAUAACACCCAUAAUCAGGGACGCAUCAGCAUGCCUAUGACUGCAUUUAAGGAUGGAAACUUUUCACUCAUUAUAAAGAAUGUGACGGUUGGUGACAGAGGCAUCUACUCUUGCAACUUCCACCAUCAUUACUGCCAUCUCUUUGAGUCAAUCAAAGUGAAGCUCAAUAUCACCAAAUCAGCCCGCAAGGAGCGACGAUUCUGGGAUGGCCAGAAGGCUGUGUAUGUGGUGUUAGUGGGAAGGACAGUGGUGCUGCCUUGCGUGAACCGCCGGUCAAUUUGGAUGGACAGCAAAAAUGAGGAGGAGCAGCAGGUUGUUCACUGGGACCACCAAGCACCAGGGGUUCAUCAUGACCAAGCUGAUCGCCUCAUUGACCUGUAUGCCUCAGGAAAACAACGCCACUAUGGGCGACGUUUCAUCCAGCAGAAGAUGAAUAUCUCAGCUUCUGCGUUUUCCUAUGGUAACUUCUCACUCAUCAUCUCAGACCUACAGCCUGCAGAUCAAGGUCUGUACUCCUGCCACCUGCAUCAUCACUACUGUGGCUUGCAUGAGAGACGCAUCUUCCAGCUCACUGUCAGUCCACCUGUUCAGCAGGAGCCCACAGAUGCCCCACAUGGGCUACCCAUUGAAAACCCCAUAACAAUGGCAGUGGAUGCGCAGCCUCAUGUCAUCAAUUUCAUCUUGCCAGGGCAUCAGAGUCACUGUUUUCAGGAGCUGGGCUACAUCCUGGCCACACUUCUCCUGCUGGCCCUCACUGUUCUUGCCAUUGUCCACCGACGGAAGGUGCAAGGUGCAGCAAAAAAAGUACAGCCAACUUUUGUGUCAUACACUGAUUUUGUAGUGCAUACAAGCAAGGACUUUGGCAGUGAAAUCCCCGAAGUGAAGACAUGCAAUCAAGAAGAGACAAAACUGGAUUUAAAAAACAACCUUCUGAAAGAAGCUGAGAUGUCCAAUCUUUGCUCUUCUAAGUUCACCGACAAGGACAGAGGUAAACUUGUAAACUUAGUAAUUUUAUGCCUGUGAUUUUAUUUGCAUUCUUUUUUUGCACUUUCAGCAUUGUGUGCAGAGAUGAAUAAAUCCUGGAAGUAAGAAAAGCUACUGGCUGGUCUAGUGGUGAAUGCAGUCAAGAAAAUAGGAUCAUGGAAGAGAAGAUGGGCAUGUCUGUGUAUUUGAGGGUGUGUGUGUGGGAUCUUUGCUGUUUCAAGUUCAGUAAAGAAAUUUUGCCUUUUAUCUCUGUGGUAUGCUAAAAUAAGGUCAAACUUUUUUUUAUACUCAAGAAGGCAAAAGCACUAGCGAUGCUCUUUGCAGGUGACUCUAAGUUUCUUAAACAGCUCACUUCCAGCAUCCUAACUGUAUUAAGCUUCAAACAAAUGCAGAUAAUGUACUUUUAUUGUGCAUUAGUCAUUUAAUUAGAGACCUGCAUUUAUACUUUCUGUAUAUAAUAAGAAAGCUCAACACAGUGGCUAAAGUUAGCAUGAAGUCACAAUAUUUUUAAACAGUAAGUUUAUCCCAUAUUAAGCUUUUUAUUAAAGCAUGGAUUCUAGCCAUUCUGCUGUUUACUGUCUUUAUAUAUUUAUGUUUUUUCUAUAGUUUUUUUUCCUGGUAAGACCAUGUUAUGCUUUUUAAUAAUACAAUAAAAAAACAAGCUGAAAUUUGCAGAAGUUGCCAGUUUCCAAACACUAGAUGGUAUAAAUGAAGCUGAAAUCACUGUGUGAUUACAUUUAUUAUUUUCUAUUUAUUAUAUAGCCUACAGAUCUUAAAAGCAUGCCAUACAUAGGUUUUAAAUCUGCUGUUUAGUCUUGUUUGUAUGUAUUGUAUUCUUGUUUGUAUGUAUUGCUUGUCUGUAUUGUUUAUACAGCAUCAUACUGGCUCAUCUACAUAAUAUUUAUCAUGGUACCGUCCUUGCCCUCCAUAAAGCCCACACUGGAGUUGCUCAUCUUUUAUGUUUUUGUUUUCUUAUUCAUUCUCUGUGUAAACCCUCAUUUCCUCUUUUUCGUUUUGCUUACAAUAAUUGCUCUCUUGCUGUUGCUUGUUUUUAAGUAUUGCUUUGGCAGAAAAUGUGUAAUGGUAUAAUGUUUAUUAAAAUAGUCUGAACAUUCAUUGCAUUUUAAUGGAAUAGUAAAGGUCUUUAUGAC
Hemibagrus wyckioides is the source of this 7958-nucleotide messenger RNA. RefSeq names its product matrix-remodelling associated 8a (gene mxra8a). The transcript has 9 exons. Gene Ontology annotation, cellular component: membrane; cell surface. Gene Ontology annotation, biological process: establishment of glial blood-brain barrier; cell adhesion. The record is from RefSeq and is a predicted model, not a curated record. Bases 5632 to 6846 code for a protein of 404 amino acids. Lineage: Eukaryota; Metazoa; Chordata; Actinopteri; Siluriformes; Bagridae.